Messenger RNA from Ceutorhynchus assimilis (cabbage seed weevil), 3418 nucleotides. The record is from the annotation of a GenBank genome assembly. Lineage: Eukaryota; Metazoa; Arthropoda; Insecta; Coleoptera; Curculionidae.
UUUCUCCCAAAACUCCACCCAUAGCGCUGUGCGAUUGGCCCGGAGCACUUUUUGCUGACUGUUGCUAUCGGGAGCAGGGCACCAAUUGAGGGCUAAUCUUGGAGACGGCGCUGGAAUGUUUUUGGAGAACCGAGCGUCGCGACGCUCCCAUUAGGACGCCGUGUGUCUGCGGCGUCGGUCAGUGCGGGGUACCAAUUUACUAAAAAAAAAGAACUUUAGAAAAAAAAAAUCAUCAUCAGGACGCCGCUGAUAAUGAUUUUUUUCACGCUGAUUCUCUCGGACCAAAGUGCAAAAAUUCUAUAGUGCAAAGUGCUCCGUUUAGUUUCGCGGGUUGAUUUUGGUGGGUCAUCAUGGUAGGGUGGAAACAAUAUGACGAUUUCGAGGAACCGCCGCCUCUGAAAAAACCCGUCGACUUGGAUGACGUCAGCUUAGAUAGUUUGCCCGAAUAUCAACGACCACCGCUCAGAAAAAUCGACCAUUACAUUAAAGCAGAGAUACCCCACUUGACUAGACGCGCCACCGUCUCUUUACUAUGCUGCAUCGGAUUUAUUAUCAUGUUUGGCAUGAGGGAGACUAUGGGGAUGGUCAAUGCUGAAAUUGAAGGGGGCAAUUCGAUAAAGAAAGCGCAAAUGUCAAAAGGCACGAUAUCUGCCAUCGAAUCGGCGAUUUUCUGGGGCUACUUCAUCACCCAAAUACCGGGUGGACUGAUCGCGGCCGCUUAUCCAGCCAACAAGCUUUUCGGCGCCGCUAUCGGAUCGUCGUGCCUGUUGAAUUUUUUCGUGCCCGCCCUGUACGACAGCCCGACGGGACUGAUCAUCAUCAAAGUUAUGCAGGGACUGGUAGAGGGCGUCACUUAUCCGGCCUGUCACGGUAUUAUGCGACAUUGGGCGCCACCUUUGGAGAGAAGUCGCUUGGCUACCGUCGCUUUUAGCGGUUGUUACGCUGGUGUAAUGUUUUCAAUGAUGAUCUGCGGUCUCCUUAUGAAAAAUAUUAGCCUUUUCGCCCCGUUUUACUUCUACUCUAUAAUGGGUAUUAUUUGGUACAUUUGCUGGUUGUGGCUGGUAUUCGAAAAGCCCGCUUUGCACACCUGCAUCGAGCCCAAGGAGCUUAUUAUGAUUGAAAAAUCUUUAGGUACUCAACAACAUUACACAAAUCCAACAUUACGCAGUACUCCUUGGAAAGCCUUUUUUACGUCGUUGCCCUGCUACGCCAUCUUUGUUGCUAAUUUUUGUAGAUCCUGGAACUUUUACCUUUUGGUUUUGUUUCAAGCCUCGUAUUUCAAAGAAGCCUUUGGCACUAGUACUGCCGAGAAUGCUUCUUUAGGUGCCCUACCUCACUUACUAAUGACCUUAAUAGUACCGGCAGGCGGAAUAAUGGCCGACAAGCUGCGCAAAAAGGGCAUUUUAAACACGACGCAGGUGCGCAAGCUUUUCAAUUGCGGUGGCUUCGGGCUCGAAGCCACCUUUUUCUUGGCCAUGGCCUACUCGCACACGACUCUGCAAGGAAUGACCGCACUGACGAUAGGUGUCGCUUUUAGCGGUUUCGCCAUUUCCGGUUUCAACGUCAACCAUUUGGAUAUCGCCCCGCGAUAUGCCAGUAUUUUAAUGGGGUUGUCGAACGGCAUUGGUACGGUAGCUGGCGCGAUAGUACCGAUUAUCAAGAACAGUGUGAUUAUUAAUGGGACAAAAGAACAAUGGCGGGUCCUGAUAAUCCUCUCAGCAUUCAUCCAUUAUGGCGGCAUUAUAUUUUACGGAAUAUUCGCCUCAGGAGAGCUACAACCGUGGGCGGAUCCUACUGUUGAAGAAGAGAAGCAAUGGAACCAAAUGAACGAGACGGUACCGGUUGCCAAAUACACUAACCCUCAAAACGGCGGUUUGACAAACUACGGCGCCGCCAUGGAAACUUCCUUGGAACGACCCGUCGUGCCUCCUCCAAGACCUCCAGCUCCAAGGACACUGUCCCAGGAAGGAAUCGUGCCUCCCGCUAAUCCGUUUUUGGGCGGGGCAGUGUCCAGAAAUCCUUUUAGACAGGAAACUGUACAGCCGCAGGCCCAGGACACGUAUUUACACGGAUCGAUAGAAGAUAGGAGUUAUUAAAUUUUUUUAGCAGUUUAUUUAUCUUCUGAUAAACUGUCAGGUAUGCAAUCUGGCGGAUUAAAACGAAAUCUGUAAUCUCAUUGGUUAUCCGCUAGCCAAUAGAAUUAUAGAACGGUAAAUUUAUUUUGCAGAUAGUUACCUACCAGCAAAUUUAUCUUAAGAUGAAUAAACUAUGGGAGUAGGUAUGUGUAAUAAUAAUUUGUAAUUUUUCUGGUCAUUACUAUUAAGCUUCAAACUCAUUAUUUGUAAAAUAUAAAUAAUUAAAAUACUGUCCUGUACAAAUAUAUCGAAUCUUUUAUUGGUCAGGCGAUAAUAAAUGGGGCGUAGCUCAAAAUUAAUUAUUACAAUAUUUGACAAUACUAAAAUAAAAGGCUUAAAACUUCGAACAAUAAUAAUUAAAAGUGAUUUCGCACUUGUUAAAAUUUGCAUCAAAUGUAGGUGUAAACGCAGUCGAUUUGUGGCUCAGUUUACAUCACAAGUAAUAUAAUUUUAAUGCAAUUGUUAGACAUAAACUGGCACGCAUAAAAAAAUUCUACAUAUUAUACAAAAACAAAUAUUAUAAUAUAUAGGAAAUAAUUAUAUUAUUAUAGAUAACGUUGUCAAUUUGUAUAAUAUAGAGUUAGCUAUUUAUUGACAUUAUUUAUUUAAUAAUUACGCAUAUAAUAUGCUACUUGUAUAUAAUACGUUUGUUAAUUAGGUUAUUACCACCCCUGGAGAUUUCUCUCGCGUACGGUAAUAACCUAGUUACCACCCUUAUUAUUACAUAAAAUACUAUUUUUUUUUUUUUGUAAAAUGAAUAGGUACCUAAUAAGUAUUUGAUUUUUUUUUAAAUGUUUGAAAAUACAUAAUAAAAAAAUGACAAUAUUAUAUCAACAAAAAAAAUAAAUACAUGUUUAGUAAUUAUAAUUAUUAGUCUAAGUAUUACAAUAAACAAAUUAAUUAUUGAUAAUAAAAAUUGAUAAUAAUUUUUUAAGGUGGAAUGCCUUGAGGCUGUGCUGACAAUAAGGGGGCUCAUACCCCCCAAAAAAUAAUAAUAUUUAAGUGAUAAGGAUGUUAUAAAUCGUACGGUGUAAACGCACUCAAAAUGCACAAUAAUCAAUAUAAAAUUAGUUGAGCGGGUUUACACUGCAAAUAAACAAAUUAAUAGUUAUAAUAGGGGUAGUUGCAAUAAUAAUAAAAUAUCGAUGUUUCUUGUCAUAUCUUCUUGAUGUACCUAUAAUAUACAGGGCGACCACAAAACAAACAAAAAAAAAUGUCUCUAUUUUGCGUUAUUAGCGUACCUGUUUCUUCAAGCAAAAAAAAAAGGUUGCCAUUGGAAAUAA